This is a messenger RNA of Dentiscutata erythropus, 200 nucleotides long. The record is from the annotation of a GenBank genome assembly. Lineage: Eukaryota; Fungi; Glomeromycota; Glomeromycetes; Diversisporales; Gigasporaceae.
AUUAUAAAGGUUCUUUUAUUUCAUAUGAAAUUGGAUGGCCUGUAUCAGUUCAUGAUGCAAAAGUAUUUUCAAAUUCAGAUAUUUUUAAAAAUUAUAAAAAUUAUUUUAAAGAAAAAGAUUAUUUAAUAGCUGAUUCAGCUUAUCCAUUACUUCCAUGGGUUAUGACACCUUUUAAAGAUCCACAAAGUUUACAAGCUUAG